Lachnellula hyalina is the source of this 786-nucleotide messenger RNA. It is a transcript of the gene ARO7, whose product is annotated as Chorismate mutase. Gene Ontology annotation, cellular component: cytoplasm. Gene Ontology annotation, biological process: aromatic amino acid biosynthetic process; chorismate metabolic process. Gene Ontology annotation, molecular function: chorismate mutase activity. NCBI's taxonomy places the organism in Eukaryota, Fungi, Ascomycota, Leotiomycetes, Helotiales, Lachnaceae. The transcript is spliced from 2 exons. The record is from RefSeq and is a predicted model, not a curated record. Bases 1 to 786 code for a protein of 261 amino acids.
AUGGACACCGCUAUAGAUCUCUCCGAUGCCUCAAAGGCUCUUGACCUAAGCAACAUCCGCUUCCAACUCAUCCGCCUAGAAGACACCAUAACCUUCCACCUAAUCGAACGCGUACAAUUUCCCCUCAACCCAACCAUCUACUCCGCCGGCGCCCUCGCAAUCCCCCACAGCAGCCUCAGCUUCCUCGACUGGACGUUACGGGAGCGCGAAAAACUCGACUCGCGAAUCCGCCGUUUCCAGUCGCCAGACGAAUACCCCUUCUUCCCCGACGCACUGCAGACGCCCAUCCUGCAACCGCUGCACUACCCGCAGAUCCUGCACGGCAACGACGUCAACGUGAACGCGAAGAUCAAGGAGUUCUACAUUGGGCAUUUCCUGCCGGGCGCUUGCGCGGAUUUCGGGCGCCAGGAUCGCGGGGAGACGGAGGAGAAUUACGGCAGUGCGGCCACGGCCGAUAUCAAUUGCUUGCAGUCGCUGUCGCGGCGCAUUCAUUUCGGGAAGUUUGUGGCCGAAAGCAAGUUUCAGACUGAGACGGAGAGGUUCACGGCGUUGAUUCGGGAGGAGGAUCGGGAGGGCAUUGGGGCGGCGAUUACGAAUGAGGCGGUGGAGAAGAAGGUGUUGGAGCGCUUGAGGUUGAAGGCUAGGACGUAUGGUACGGAUCCUAGUAGUGGUGCGGAAGGGGGUGGGAAGAUUAAUGUCGAGGCUGUGGUGGCGAUGUAUAAGGACUUUGUUAUCCCUCUUACCAAGGAGGUCGAGGUUGAGUAUCUGAUGCAGAGGUUGGAGUAG